AUGAUGGGUUUAAUAUCAUGUUACAGCGAAUUAGCAGUUCAAGUAUCCGAAAAAUCAUCAUGUUCAAGCUACAAAAACGUUUCAAAUUCGGUGAAUUCAAAUUCAGUGAAUUCAAAUUCAGUUUCACCGAAUUUAACUCCGUCAAUUCAAACUGCCGUUACGAAUGUAUACAAAACCACCUUAUCAACCGGCGACCGGCACGUCAUCACCGUCACGUGGUGCCGGAACUCCACCGUCCACGGCCUCCACAUAAACUCCGGCAACGACCCCACCACCGGUUUCCGGCUAAACACGAGUACGAGGUUGUUUCGGAAGAAAAAAGGAAACAAAAUGUUCGAAAUUAAUAAUUCAAAGUUCGAGGUUUUCUAUGAUCUUUCGACGGCGGUGUACGGCGCCGGCGCCGGAGCAGAACCGGUUGAAGGGUACUAUGUUGUUGUUAUUGUAGAUUCCGAACUGGUGUUGUUCCUCGGAGAUAUGUCGGAAGAAGCCGCCGUUAAGAAAGUGAAAAUUAAUAAACAAAUUGUGAAUUCCGAUUUGGUUUCCCGGCGGGAACAUUUUUCCGGCAACGGUUUUUAUGCUACAAAAGUGAAGUUUUCCGGUGCCGGAAGUUGGCAUGAUGUUUUGAUCCGGUGUACCGGAGAUGACGACGGUGUAAAGAACCCGAGUUUAUCGGUUUGUAUCGAUAAGCGGGUCGUGGUUCGGGUCAAGAGGCUCCGAUGGAAUUUUAGGGGGAACCAAACUAUAUUUGUUGAUGGGUUGCAAGUUGAUUUAAUGUGGGAUGUUCAUGAUUGGUUUUUUAGUUCCGGGUCAGAACCCGGAUCCGGGUCUGGGUACGGGUCGGGUUGUGGGUCGGGUCGGGCGGUUUUUAUGUUUAGAAGAAGAAAUGGGUUGGAUAGUAGAUUAUGGUUGGAAGAUGAGGUGAAGAGGAAAGAUGAGAAGCAAGAGUUCUCUUUGUUAGUUUAUGCAAACAGGAGUUAA
Molecule: messenger RNA, 978 nt
Organism: Helianthus annuus (common sunflower)
Lineage: Eukaryota; Viridiplantae; Streptophyta; Magnoliopsida; Asterales; Asteraceae
Exons: 1
Coding region: 1-978 (325 amino acids)
Source: RefSeq, a predicted model, not a curated record